This is a messenger RNA of Impatiens glandulifera, 1287 nucleotides long. Its product is annotated as protein-tyrosine-phosphatase IBR5. Gene Ontology annotation, molecular function: protein tyrosine/serine/threonine phosphatase activity; MAP kinase phosphatase activity. Gene Ontology annotation, cellular component: nucleus. Gene Ontology annotation, biological process: abscisic acid-activated signaling pathway; auxin-activated signaling pathway; protein dephosphorylation. Bases 205 to 1035 code for a protein of 276 amino acids. The transcript is spliced from 5 exons. NCBI's taxonomy places the organism in Eukaryota, Viridiplantae, Streptophyta, Magnoliopsida, Ericales, Balsaminaceae. The record is from RefSeq and is a predicted model, not a curated record.
AUAAUACAUACUACUGGAACAACAACAACUAGUUUGCCUUUGUCUAUUAUCUAUUGCUUCCUGCAAUGAAUCUCUCCUCUCAAUUUCGAUAAAUCUUUAGUUGUCAGACCCAAAUCACCGAUCUAUUCGCAUCUACAGCUUUCUUCAAGGGCCGACCGCUGUCCAAUUUGCACAAUUUUUGAUCUGAAUCUCAUCUUAAUCGAAAUGAGGAAGAGAGAAAGAGAGAACCCUUGUGGGGUUUGCGGCCACUAUCACAAGUUCGAAGAAGGAGAGGUAUGUGGGAUUUGUGGACAUCGGAUGCCUGUUCUAUCGGAGAAAACUUCUCUCCAAGUCAGUGCUUUUCCUUCAGAGAUCUUGCCGGAGUUUCUCUAUCUGGGUAGCUAUGAUAACGCAUCGCGCUCCGAACUGCUCAAGACUCAGGGUAUCUCUCGCAUUCUCAAUACGGUACCUUCUUGUCAAAAUCUUUACAAGAACUCUUUCACUUAUCACUGUCUCCAAGAUGAUAAAAGCCUAUCUUUUGAUGAUGCCAUCCUGUUUCUAGAACAAUGUGAAAAAGAUAGAGCCCGUGUUCUUGUCCACUGCAUGUCAGGGAAAAGCAGGUCUCCAGCUGUUGUGAUUUCCUUCUUGAUGAAAAGCAGAAGAUGGACACUUGUACAGAGUUAUCAAUGGGUGAAAGAACGAAGACCAUCUGUUGAAAUCACUCAAGCUGUGAACCAGCAGUUACAGGAGUACGAGCUGAAGCUGUUUGGCCUGAUUGAGAACAUCAGCCCUCCUGCCUUACCAACCUUUCAACCCGAAGGUAUGCAAUCCUUCACCUUCGGAUUCUCAAAACCGAGUGAUCCACUAGCUCCAGUCCCAACAUUCGGUGGUCUUCAAAACAACAUUACAUCGUCAAUAUUUUCCCGUCCGUUGGAUGUUUCUCCUCUAGAAUUCACAUUCGGGGCUGGUCAAGCUCACAAGAACGCUUCUGGAUCUUCUUAUAUGGCAAACCAAACGAAUCCUAACAGCAACGAUGUACACAUGGAUGGCUCUUGAACACCUGAGUAUCUUCGGGUUUUAUAGUCUUUGAUCAACUAGCAGAAUUCUGAAAAAACUUGGUGAGUUUUUAUACAAUGAAAUAUUUAUGAAUGUUGUUGUCGGGUUUUUAUUGACUUUCAUAUGUUGCUCGUCUGGUUUGGCAUGCAAUCAAAUUUUUUUAGUUUGUAUGAGCCCCCUUGAAAUCAGAUGGUUUGCAGCUUCAAAGUAAAUGAAUUUAUAUACUUGUUUCAAGUGUUCUUAUUUCUCUAA